Verticillium dahliae VdLs.17 is the source of this 3771-nucleotide messenger RNA. Its product is annotated as copper-transporting ATPase. Gene Ontology annotation, cellular component: membrane. Bases 1 to 3771 code for a protein of 1256 amino acids. The record is from RefSeq and is a predicted model, not a curated record. The transcript has a single exon. NCBI's taxonomy places the organism in Eukaryota, Fungi, Ascomycota, Sordariomycetes, Glomerellales, Plectosphaerellaceae. Gene Ontology annotation, molecular function: ATP hydrolysis activity; P-type divalent copper transporter activity; copper ion binding. Gene Ontology annotation, biological process: copper ion homeostasis; monoatomic cation transport.
AUGGACACCGAUCCAUUGCUACCCAGAAAGAAAGCGCCAACGAGAAGGGCCGGUGUGCACGCCGACUCGGCUGCCCAAUAUGGCACCGUAGCAGGACAGGCGACCGACGAUAAACGAGUGACCACCUCUUUCCUCCUGGGGAACUUGCACUGCCCGUCAUGCGUCUCCUCCAUUCAAGAAGCUCUCGGCGACGCAUGCGGCCGUGACAUUGUCUGGAUCUCGCCCAAUGUUGUGACAUCGGUUGUUACCGUUGAGCACCGCGACACGGGCCCCGCCGUCGCCCAUGUCAUAGCCACCAUGGCCAAGUCGCUCGAAGCCGCCGGCUUCGAGGUCUGCAGUGUAACCACCACAUCCGCUGCCGUCGACAGCCUUGAUCUUGACAACUUGGCGGACCACUCAUAUCAAGCUGCCGAUGAUUCUGCCGAGACCAAUGGUGCCGGCGCCCUCGGCAGGCUGCUCACUGCCCCUCGGUUCAAGCAGUCUCUUACCAAGAGGCAGCAGACUCAUCUGGCAAACUGCGAAGAAUGCCGCCAUUCACGGCCUCACACGCCACGCUCAGGAUCGCAAACCCCGCUGUUGACCGGCGCAAGGGCAAGGCUUGAACGGUCAGGCACGUCCGAUCUCGCGACGCUAUCCACACUCGAGAGUAUCACUGCCGUCGGUUCGAGCUCGUCUAUUGAUUUUGCCGGCCACGCCUGGAGGGCCACUUACUCUAUCGGAGGCAUGACCUGCACGUCUUGCGUCCGCUCCAUCGAAGAUGAGCUCAAACGAAGACCCAGUGUUGCCAAGGUCGUUGUCAACCUCGUCAACAACAGCGCGAUUGUAGACGUCACGGAGAAGGAUGAGGCCCAGGUCCUCGUCCAAGUGAUUGAGGACAUUGGCUACGAUGUGUCUCUGGAGGAGGUUGUUCCAAUAGACCAGAAGUCAAUUGGUACCAAGGAAGGCUCAGACGCUGUGAAGGAGCCAUCACAAUGGAGGGCGACUCUGGCCAUAGGCGGCAUGACAUGCGCUUCCUGUUCAAAUGCCAUUACAGCUGAGCUGAACAAGCUAGACUGGAUCUCCAAUGUUGCAGUAAACCUUGUCUCGAACAGCGCCACUGUCGACUUCACAGUUGCCGGCAAGGAAAAUGACACCGCCGAGGCCAUUGAGGACAUGGGCUAUGAAGCCACCGUGGACAGCGUCGUCGCAUACGAGGCUGAGCCUGAACACGAAGGCGCUCAGGAAAGGAGGGUGCAAAUCUUAGUCGAAGGCGCCUACUGCAAGCACUGCCCGGAUCGACUGGUGCAUUCGCUGGCCGCGUUCAAGCCGAACCUCGAAAUCAUCUCAGCCCCGACUGUCGAAAACCCAAAAAUGCAGAUAGCCUACGUGCCCAACACCCCCUACCUCACGAUCCGACGCAUCUUGGCGGCUAUCGAGGCUGCAGACCCCUCGUUCCGUCCAUCGAUAUAUCAUCCGCCCACCAUCGAAGAGCGAUCGAAGGCUGUGGUGGCCCGUCAUCAGCGUCAAUUGCUCCGCCGAGUGUAUUUGAGCCUGGUUAUCGCAAUCCCCACCUUCAUCAUUGGAAUUGUCUACAUGAACCUUGUUUCGGAUGAUGAUCCUUGGAAGCACUAUCUCAUGAAACCUUGGGUCUCUGGUAUCAACCGAGCGCAGAUUGUCUUGUUCAUCUUGGCGACACCAGUCUACUUCUUCGCAACCGAUGUAUUCCACGUCCGCGCUAUUAAGGAAUUGAAGAAUCUGUGGAGGCGCGGCAGUAGGACGCCUAUUCUCCGCCGUUUUUACAAGUUUGGUAGCAUGAACUUGCUCAUCUCGCUCGGCACCACGAUUGCCUACGUCUCCUCCAUCUGCCAAUUGGUCGCUGCAGGCAUUGAGAAACCAGAUUUCGUUGAGGAUACGCAUUUUUACUUUGAUUCUGUUGUGUUCCUCACCCUCUUCCUCCUGCUUGGUCGUUUAAUCGAGGCAUACAGCAAGGCCAAAACCGGCGACGCUGUUGAGAUGCUUGGCAAGCUGCGCCCCAGCACCGCCAUCCUCGUUGAGAAGGAUAGUCUUGGCAACACUAUUGAUUCGACCGUCAAGGUUGAAAUGAUUGAGUUUGGAGACAUCGUGCGUGUUCAGCAUGGUGCAUCGCCCGUUGCAGAUGGUGUCAUUGUGCAGGGCGAGAGCAGCUUCGAUGAGUCUAGUCUGACGGGCGAAUCGCGGCUCAUCAGGAAGAAGGUCGGCGACGAUCUCUUUGCGGGCACUGUCAACAAGGAUGCAGCUGUCCUCAUGCGCGUCACUGGAGCUGCCGGGCGGUCGAUGUUGGAUCAAAUUGUCCAAAUUGUCCGUGAGGGGCAGACGAAGCGCGCUCCGAUGGAGCGCGUUGCCGACAUGCUCACUGCCUACUUUGUGCCCAUCAUCACGCUGAUCGCUAUCCUGACCUGGGCGACUUGGACGAUUCUAGGACUCGCCGGCGUGCUUCCGGAGUCUUACCUCGAUGCGACGAGCGGCUGGGUUGCAUUCGCCCUCCAGUUCGCCAUUGCCGUCUUCGUUGUCGCGUGCCCCUGCGGCCUUGGUCUCGCGGCCCCUACGGCCAUCUUUGUUGGAGGGGGUCUAGCGGCGAAGCAUGGCAUCCUAGCCAAAGGUGGCGGCGAGGCAUUUGAGAAGGCCAGCAAGAUUGACCUGGUGGUGUUCGACAAGACUGGCACGUUGACGGUCGGUGGCGAGCCCAAGAUCACGGACGCCCUGACGUAUCCCGGCUCGACGCAAGAGGCUGCGAGCCAGGAGGAUACAGAGCUUCUCUUUGCGGCGCUCAAGGCUGUCGAGGAGAACAGCAGUCACCCGAUCGCCAAAGCCAUCGUGUCUUAUUGCAAGUCUCGGACGGAGCAGUUGGCCAGUGUCGACAACCUCCAGGAGAUUCCUGGUAGAGGUAUGAAGGCCAUCUGUCGCGGACAGUCGUUCGAUGCCUCGUUUGAUAUCAUCGUUGGCAACGAGAGCUUGAUGUCGGACAACCACGUGGCCAUGUCCGAGUCUACAGCUGCACAGCUCGAGACCUGGAAAAGGGAAGCGAAAUCUGUUGCCCUUGUUGCUACGAAGCCGAUCUCCAAGGAUACGGCGCCCUGGACUCUUGCGGCUGCUCUGUCCAUCGCAGACCCGAUUCGACCAGAGGCUGUCGCCAUUGUCGAGGCUCUGCGAGAACGAGGCACGAGUGUGUGGAUGCUUUCUGGCGACAACCUGGUGACCGCUAAAGCCGUUGCAUCACAAGUCGGCAUCGACCCUAACAACGUUCUUGCUGAGGUUCUUCCUUCGCAGAAAGCCGAGAAAAUUUACUACCUCCAAUCGACCAUGAAGGCCCAUUCUGGCAGCCGUGAGCACACGAUGAAACGGGCAACGGUCGCGAUGGUUGGUGACGGCAUCAACGACUCUCCCGCUCUGACGCGCGCCGACGUCGGCAUCGCCAUUGGUAGCGGUAGCGAUGUCGCUAUUUCGAGUGCCGACUUUGUGCUCGUGUCGAGCGACCUACGGGCAGUGGUGACACUACUCGAGCUGAGCCGCACGGUAUUCCGCCGAAUCCGACUCAACUUUGCCUGGGCGAUUGUGUACAACGUGCUCGCGCUGCCUGUGGCGGCUGGGUGCUUCUACCCGUUUACGACGAGUUCCGGACAGCAUAUUCGGCUGGACCCUGUAUGGGCCGCGUUGGCGAUGGCGUUGAGCAGCAUCAGUGUGGUGCUGAGCUCGUUGGCGUUGAGGAUCAGGAUUCCGUGGAUCGGGUUCCAGGAUGGGAAGAUUGGAAGCUAA